GCCAAGUUGGAGGAAGGAAAACAUCAAGCCAAGCAACAGCAAAACGCACACAAGAAAACAAGCAGCAGAGCCGCUUCUUCCCUUCUUCCCUUCCUCCCUUGCGUCCCAGCAGCAGUCUCACCAACACACAACACACAAGAACACAGAGACAUCCACUGUCCGCAACGUCUGCAAACGUCUCUCUGCAACAGCCAAGAAGUCCUAAACAGCAGAGCAGAGCCGAGGAAGAGGGAACCCAGGAACCCGUCCCUCUCCUGCCUCCUCUGCUUCUCCUGCUUUCUUCUAAACUCAACAAGCAGAAGCACUGCUAGCACUGCAGCCAACAGACUAACAGACUAACAGAAGAGCUGACAGGCCAACCCACCCAACAGCCACAGCCCAAACACCCACUCUCACUCACUCGCCUCUUCCUCUGCGGUGUGCGUGAAGGAGACGAAGGGCUGUCUACAUGGACGCAACGAGCACCUGUGCGUGCACUGCGCACACAGGACGGCGUCGUCACCAACAACGCGCAAACGCAUCCGAUCCUGAGCUUGUGCAUGUGCGUCUGAAGCAGCAUGCUGCCCAGCGAACACUGUCGUCGCAGUGGUACUUGCAGUACUUGCCGCCCGCACUCUCUUCUGCUUACCGCCGACCUCACAGCACGCAGCGCACACGUGCAUUUCCUGGGAAGCUGGUUACGCUGCUGGUGAUGGUGGUGAUGGUGAUGGCCGCACUUGGUGCGUCCUCCUGCACAGCUUUCGUUGCGCACAGCACGCCAACAACACCACUAACAACGACACACACAACACAGGCGCUGCCCGCGGAAGGCUCGCAGGCUGAUGCAUCGCUGUCGCUGUGCAGUGAGGUUGAUGCGACGCUCGUGCAUCUCACCACCACAUUGGAGACCUUUGGCGUUCCGUUUACUUGGCCAAGCAACCAUGACGUGCGGCACCCACACACCAGGAGCAAGGCGCACACCAAUUUCGCAUCAGGCGCACCAGGCACUGGGGAGGCGACACGCGCUCGUGCGCAUGUGGUGCCGGUUGACCUGUCGUCGAUUCAGCGCAUGAUGAAGGCGUUUGGGUGCUGCAACACUGGGACACGGCAUGGCUCACGACGGCCAUCAGCUCAUGGCGUGAGCGAUGUGCAGGGGGCGCAGCAACGCGACGUGCCGCACGUGCAACCCGAUGCGCCACGCGGGUCUGGGAACGGCCGCUUCUUGCCUGCUGAACCACUGCAGCACCAGCGUGUGCGGCGUGCUGACCCUGGGGUGCAGCCUGGACGGUGCACACUGGCGAGUGUGAUUGAGGGGACGUGUCCAGGACCCGAUUCCUCCAGCGUCUUCAGCAAGCCCCGCCUCGCCAUCACCUUUGCCGGUGACGAGCACAUCAACGGCAGCACGGACGCAGCUGCGCUGCGGGCCCUGUCUCCUGAGGUGGAAUCGCUACGUGUGACUGGCGCCGUGCACGUGCAGCCGUUGCAGUGGCUGGCAGACAACGGCAACUGGAGUGCAUGCACUGUCCUCACCAUCGAACGCGUCCAGCACAUCACGUUCCCACUGCGCAUCCUCAACAGGUUCACACAGAUUGAAUCCCUCGACAUUCGGCACAGCAAGGCACUCCGUUACGUGGACACGCACGCAUUCGCCCACCGCACCACCCUGCGCACACUCGCCAUCUACAACAACUCGCUCACCUCGCUGCCCGACAUGGGGGCCUGGCCCACCCUGCAAUCGCUGCGCCUCUCAGACAACCACAUUCGGCACGUCAGGCGGUCUGAAGUGGGCGAGCUCACGUCGCUUCGGACGCUGGUGCUGAGCGGCAACCUCCUCACCGAUAUUGGUGCCGCGACCUUUGACGACCUACGGGCGCUGACUGAACUGCAACUCCGCCGCAACAGCAUCGCUGCCAUCCCACGUGGGCUCUUCCACGCCCUGACGCAAAUGGCCUCGCUGACGCUGCACGCGAACCCGAUCACACACCUGGACGCAGACGUGUUUCGCGGCCUGUCCAGUUUGGCAUCUGUGUCCCUCAGCAGCACGCUACUCACCAGCCUGCCGUCCAACAUCUUCAGUUCUUCCAAGCAGUUGUUUCUCGUGGAUCUCUCCGACAACUACUUGACGGCCCUGCCCGAGCAUGUGUUUGCCGGCCAGUCCUCGCUCGCUCAGCUGCGCCUGCACGACAACAUGCUGACGUCGCUGCCGCCCGCCCUCUUCCGUGGCUUGUCCACCCUGUCCAUCCUGUUUCUCAGCAACAACCGCAUCACCUCGCUGCCCGAAGGCCUGUUUGACGCGUGCACGAACCUGAACACGCUCUUCAUCAGCCGCAACCGCAUCACGGCGCUGCCACCGCGGCUGUUCGCACGCACGCGCAACUUGUUGCAGGUUCACCUCGACAACAAUGCCAUCCAGUCUGUCGACAACCUCUUCUUCACCAACAGGCUGCAGUUUCUUGACCUGGAGGCGAACAUGCUCACGCGGGUGAACCUCAACGCCACCUUGCCCGUUCUCAUCCAGAUGGCCAUCAGCAACAACCCCAUGCAGCGCUUGCCGGCUUUGAUCGACCCUGAUUCGCUGCCGCUACUGCAAGAGCUGCGUAUGCAGGGCCACCGCAUGCCGCACAUUGACCUUGCCCUGCUGCUCAGCUUCCCCUCCCUGCGCGUGCUGGAGAUUGACGCGGCCCCUGGCAUCAACAGCAAGGCGGUGGUGAGCAGAGACACGCCGACAGCACCGCCACGCCUGCAUACGUUCAGCGCAACACAUGUCGACCUUGCGGGUGCCAUUCCGAAUAUGCCACCGCUUCAGCUGGAUGUGCUCGGCGUUGGCUGGCCAGGUGCAACAGAGACAUCACUGCCCAGGGCGUGGGUGUGUGACGUGCUGGCGGAUGCUGUGGUGUUGCUGCGCAUCACGGCAACCCAGUUUACGAUGCUGGACACGUGCGCGAACAAGACCUUCCACACGGUGCUCAUCCAAGACAACCCAAAUCUGAUGUCCGUCACGAUGUCCACGGCUGUGGUGGAGCUCAACGCAUCCGACUGCACGCAUCUGGCGCACAUUGACGCGCCAUCGAUUGACGUCUUGGACAUCAGUCGCACGCGCGUGGAGCCUCGUGCGUCCCUGUGCAGGCGGUGGGGGCGGCGUGUUGUGUUUGCGCGCGACAUGGACGAGCAGCACGUGGACCCGCAGCAUGCUGCCGCGGCACUCGGCGCGUGCUUGCUCACGUCGGAUGUGGUGGAUCUCUCGGGCAACACCUGGCUCGACAACCCUGGGGAGGUGAACUUGGCGAUUGGAGAGGAGGUUGCGCUGUCUGAGGAGCUGUUUCUGACCACCAACCUCGUCACCUUGGAGAACAGGCCAGUGCCACCCAUCUUGCAGCUGCAGGGGACGCCAAUUUCCUGUGCGAUACAGAUCACCAACAUGGACCUGCGUGUGUCGGGGGGUCACAACGCCGUCACGAAUCGCAUCGUGUACGCGUUCCACUGCACCUGUGCGCGCGGGUACAAGGCCACCUCGCGUGGGCGGUGUGAGCUCAACAAGCCAGACAUUGCCGGUAUUGCUGCUGGCUCUGUGAUUGGCGGCCUUGCCCUUGGCCUGCUCAUGGCGUGGGUGUCACGCCGCUACCGUGGGCUCACCAAGCGUAUCGACCUACAGGAGCAGCUGUUGGUGGAACGAGACGAGGAGGUGAUGGCGCUGAAGAAGGCAUGGGAAAUUGAGUACGAUGAGCUGAGGCUUGUUGAGCGGGUGGCUGCGGGUGCGUUUGGCGUGGUGUUCAAGGCAGAGUGGGACACAGUCACAGUGGCGGUGAAGGUGUUGCAGCAAGCCGUCAUGGCAUUUGACGAGAGCACGGUGCUUGAGUUUGAGAAGGAGGUGGAGUUUUUGCAGCGAACACGGCACCCGAAUGUAGUGCGGUUCUUUGGCGCGGGCACCGAUCCCAACGGCAGCCCGUUCCUGGUGCUGGAGUAUGUUGCUCUGGGGUCACUCAAAGAUCUGUUGGGGAAGGACUUGGAGGGGGUGUUGAUGGAAGUGAGGAGCAGGAAGGUCGAGGAAAGCAGCAACGGCGGUGUCGGUGAUGAUGUGAAUAGUGUGUGGGACUUGAAGCUGCGACUGCUGCGCGAUGUUGCCAGUGGCAUGGCCUUCAUCCACAGCCUCGACCAGAUGCACCGAGACCUGAAGAGCGGAAACGUGCUGGUGUCAUCAUCGCUGCGCGCCAAGAUUACGGAUUUCGGAUCCAUUCGCCAGUGCUUUACGCGUGGAGGCAGAGCCCACAGCAGCGGCCACACUCGCCUGUCGUCCAGCCAAGCUGACGAUAAUCCGCAAUACAGCCAGCGCACUGGACUGCAGACGAUGACGAGCGUGACGCUGACGGCUGGCGUGGGCACGCCGCUAUACAUGGCACCAGAGGCAUUGACGGGCGACAAGUACAGCUUUGAAGCCGACAUCUUCAGCUUUGGCGUGCUGAUGUGGGAGGUGGCGACGCAGCGACCACCGGAUCUGAUUGAGCAGGAGAAGGGGAGCGACUUCAGGGGACCACUGCUUCCUGCAAUCACAGAGCUCUUGAUGGAGGGCAAGCGGCUCAAGUUCGACGAAACGGGUGCCUUCCCCGAGUGGUUCCAGUCGCUGACGUACAAGUGCAUGGCGCAGAACCCGCGUGAGCGCCCGUCGUUUGGAGAACUCAAGGACCACCACUUUGCUUAGGCCAUGCUUGCUUGCACCGAUUGCAUUUACAGUAGAUUGUUGUCCGUUCGUAGCUUUGGUGUCGCUCGUUCCAUUGUUGGAAGUUUUAUGAUUUGGCACCCCAGUUGUUACUAGUCUCAAGCAAAGUGAAUAAACGACGACGGAACCAAA
Molecule: messenger RNA, 4825 nt
Organism: Salpingoeca rosetta
Lineage: Eukaryota; Choanoflagellata; Craspedida; Salpingoecidae
Product: TKL protein kinase
Exons: 4
Coding region: 449-4675 (1408 amino acids)
Biological process (GO): protein phosphorylation
Molecular function (GO): protein binding; protein kinase activity; ATP binding
Source: RefSeq, a predicted model, not a curated record